AUGAAUUUGCCGGACUUGCUGAAGCCGGCACAGGACGGGUAUCAGAUGUACAUGAGGGGGAGGCGAUACGUCGAUAGCCCGACUUGCUCCGUCCCAAGCCCAUUAGAAUCGGUGGAUUACUAUCUCGCCGACGGGAAAUGCCACAGGGCGAACUCCGGCGUAAUUUGGUUUACCGCCAAUUGCACUACUGGCAUUUUCACCCAGUACACCGAUCAGAAUUGCCUGACGACCCCGAACGCCACGUCCUUCCGGGGUGACUCCCAGUGCAUUGAACAGUACAUCGUCAAUGGAACAACCAGACAGUUUAGCGUGUUUGACGUGGGCUGUCUCGACGGCGGUGCUUUGAUGGGGAUGGUUCCACAGCCCAUGUCAAAGCAAUCAACGUCAUCCAUUCCUUCCGCGACCUCGUCGACCAUGCCCUCCUCCGGGACCUCGAACGCGGACGAUGCUGCUGCAGAAAUCCAAGGAGUGGGGGACCCGGAUAGUGGCAACACUUGGAAAAUCGCUGUCGGAGUCGUCAUUCCAAUUGUUGUCCUCGGCCUAGCCCUCGCCUACUUCGUCUACCGCCGCCACACCCGCCCGCAAUCCACAAAAGCCACAACCCUCCCGUCUGUCGUGCAGGCUUCCACCUACGGCCCCCCAUCCGUCUCACCGGUCGCCUCAGUCAUCCCUGCGGAGAGGUAUGCCCAUUCCUACGCGCCAACCGAUACCGUCCACAGCACCGCCGUGCACACCGAGUCCCAGAUGAGCAGGAGCGCCGCCUCCCCCAGCCGCGUCGGCUCCCCGGACGGCAGCACCUACUCCUACGUCUCCUCGCCACCCACGCGCCAUCCCUCUCUCUACGCGCGCAACCCGACCCUGGACGCGCCACCCCAAUACGACACCCUCCCCGCGCGCACGCCCGCGGAACCCUUGCAGGAGAUUGCCGUCCCGUCGCACAUGACCGGGGACAAGAUGAGUUGA
Molecule: messenger RNA, 963 nt
Organism: Fimicolochytrium jonesii
Lineage: Eukaryota; Fungi; Chytridiomycota; Chytridiomycetes; Spizellomycetales; Powellomycetaceae
Exons: 4
Coding region: 1-963 (320 amino acids)
Source: RefSeq, a predicted model, not a curated record